Molecule: messenger RNA, 895 nt
Organism: Botrytis byssoidea
Lineage: Eukaryota; Fungi; Ascomycota; Leotiomycetes; Helotiales; Sclerotiniaceae
Exons: 2
Coding region: 1-543 (180 amino acids)
Cellular component (GO): plasma membrane
Source: RefSeq, a predicted model, not a curated record
AUGACCCCACCACUAUCCCUCCUCUCCCUCCUCCUCUCAUUCCUCACCCUCACCACCCUCACCCUCGCCCAAACAUCCACAACCCCUACAUCUUCAACCUCCACAACUAUAGCAACCAUCGUCCCCAGCGCAUCCUCAUACACCUAUCUCGGCUGCUACAACGAAACCCUCAACACGAAUACCACCGGGGGACUACGAUCUCUCAAUGGUGGCGUCACGGAAGCGCUCGAUGUGAUGACGGUACCGCUUUGUAUGGCAUUUUGCAAAUCCAACGGGUAUGCGUAUGCGGGGAUUGAAUAUACGAGAGAAUGCUACUGCGCGCAAUAUCUCUCCGCCCUAGCCCCCAAAGUCGACGACGCAAAAUGCGAUCUCCCAUGUACAGGAAACGCGAGCCAGAUAUGUGGCGGAUCGUGGACGCUGUCGGUGUAUUUGCAGGAUGGGAGUCAGAAGGGGGAUGCAGGGAAGGGGAGGGGGGCGAGUGCGGGGAAACAGACGUUGAUGGCGUUGGGGGUUGCGUUUGGAGGAUUGUUGGCUUUGUGUUAGGAUGGAACGGGGUAGAGAUGAGAGGGAGGGAAUGGAAGGAAAGGAAAGGAAAGUAAUGGAAUUUGGGGUAGAUGGGGUAUGGACUAUGGAGUUCGGUAACUAAUCAGUGAUUGGAAUUACAAGCGAGCCGAGAUCGGUAAUUGAGGAAAGGAGAUUGGACGACAGUCAGUCACUUGGUAACGCGACAAUCACGCUUCGAGAGGUCCGGUUGGACUAUGUGCGAUUUUCCCAACGCGACAGCUCAGAUAUGACAUCAGCACUAUCAAUGACAUAUCGAGUUGUUAUGCACCGUUCUUUUCGAUAUUUGUAUGAAUCUUGCUUUGAUUCACACUCAAAUGUGGAAUUAGAAGAA